GCCGGGAUUCCCUGCCCGUGCUCGGCGCUGCAGCGGUGCCUGCGCUCCUCCCGUCGCGCCGCCGGCCGAGCCCCGCGGCUUCCGCGCUCUCACCAGGACUUUUCGGCAGGCACCCUCCUGCCGCUCUGCUCGCUCCUGUCCCGGCUACGUCCGGGAGCGACCUGCGGCCGGCAUGAAAGUCACGUCCCUCGACUGCCGCCAGCUGAGAAAGCUCCUGCGGAAGGAGCCCUCCCGCUGCCUGGUGCUGGACUGCCGGCCCUACCUGUCCUACUCGGCCUCCUGCCUCCGUGGCUCGCUCAACGUCAACCUCAACUCAGUAGUGAUGCGGCGGGCCCGCGGCGGGGCCGUGCCGCUCCACUUUGUGGUGCCCGACGCGGCGGCCCGAGCCCGGCUGCUGCUGGGCAGCGAGGCGACGGCUGGGAGCGCCCGCCUGGCAGCCGUGGUGGUGCUGGACCAGGGUACGGGGCACUGGCAGAAGUUAAAGAAGGACAGCACGGCCCAGAUCGUCCUCAACGCCCUGCUCUCCAGCCUGCCGGAGGCCGGGACCAGGGUCUGCUUCCUGAAAGGAGGAUAUGAAACCUUUAAUUCGCAAUAUCCUGAGUGCUGUGUGGAUGGAAAACUCAUUUCCCCGGAGAAGACUGAGGCAGAGAGAAACCUUGCCAGCCACUGUGAGAAGCAGAGUGCCAACCACAAACCCGCUUAUGACCAGGGUGGUCCAGUUGAAAUCCUGCCUUUUCUCUACCUUGGUAGUGCCUAUCACGCUUCCAAGUGCGAGUUUCUUGCCAACCUGCACAUCACAGCCCUCCUCAAUGUCUCCAGGAAAAGCUCAGAGUCCUUCAAAGACCAGUAUUGCUACAAGUGGAUCCCAGUGGAGGACAGUCACACAGCAGACAUCAGCUCACACUUCCAGGAAGCCAUUGACUUCAUCGAUUAUGUCAGACGAACAGGAGGCAAGAUCCUGGUACACUGCGAAGCAGGGAUCUCGCGCUCUCCCACCAUCUGCAUGGCCUAUCUCAUGAAGACAAAGAAGUUCUGCCUGGAGGAAGCCUUUGAUUACAUCAAGCAGCGCCGGAGCCUGAUCUCCCCAAACUUUGGUUUCAUGGGCCAGUUGCUACAGUACGAGUCAGAGAUCUUGUCUUCCACUCCCAGCCCUGCUGUCGCCUCGUGCAAAAGAGAAGCCGCAUCCUUCUUUGCGGAGGAACUGACAUUAGGCAACAACUUUGAAGGCUCCUGUUUUGCCUUUCCUACCUCAGUGUUAAGUUCUGUGCCCAUCCACUCUCCUGUCCACCAGCUGAAGCUCAGCCCCAUGACAGCAUCUUCGUCCUGCUGAACAUCCCGGGGGAGACCAGAGCUGGUGUGGUCCUCUGAUCCAAACUGUGACCCUCAACAAGAACAUUUCAUGAACGUGCAAUAGAGAAACUUCCUUGACUUAGUCCGAGAUGGAGAAGUUACCGUGGGUCAUACUUCCCAGAUGCUGUGACUGUAAGACACAAGUGCUCGAAGUGUGGCAGGGUUUAU
Molecule: messenger RNA, 1518 nt
Organism: Dryobates pubescens (Downy woodpecker)
Lineage: Eukaryota; Metazoa; Chordata; Aves; Piciformes; Picidae
Gene: DUSP5
Product: dual specificity phosphatase 5
Exons: 4
Coding region: 173-1330 (385 amino acids)
Biological process (GO): endoderm formation; protein dephosphorylation; negative regulation of MAPK cascade
Cellular component (GO): nucleus; cytoplasm
Molecular function (GO): MAP kinase tyrosine/serine/threonine phosphatase activity; protein tyrosine/threonine phosphatase activity
Source: RefSeq, a predicted model, not a curated record